CCCAAGAAAUUUUUUUUACACACACAGGCGCAGCUUCGUGUGGAUUUUUUCAUCGGAAAAUUUUCCAGAAAGUACGCUUGAAAUUUACGAAAAAGUCGUAAUCAAAUGAAGUGAAAUUUUUUUUAAAAUUAUCUACUAUCGCGUAUUAGUGAAAGAGGCUUUUUUUGCUGAAGAAAUUCGCCCCCAAAGGUUUCCAAAGAUAUUUUUCAAUUGAGCCAAAUGGGUGCGAAGCUGACGACGUAAAAAUUUUUGUGUGUAUCAACGAAGGAGCGGUGAAAACGGACGGCGCGAGAGCGCAAAGCGGAGAGAGCAAGAAGAGGAAGCAAAGCCAGCAACAGCGCAAGUCAAGAGAUUUUCCUUUGCGAGUGUGUUUAAUAGGGUGGUGUGUGCGUGCGCGUUGGGAAAAUGAUGGAAAAUUACGAGGAAAUUCGCCUGGGCCACAUGAAUGCCAAAGAUUUAGGCGACAUUGCCGAGGUACAGAGGCAAAGUAACCCAGACUUUUUUCCACCCAGAGAUUUUGAUUUUGGCGCCGAAAUUCUGGAAACAACGUCCACAUCGGCGGUCGUAGCAACGGCGACAGAAACAACACUUGCGCCAACAGCAACAAGAAGCGAAGUACCAGGCAAAGCAAAUGCUGAAAUCAAAACAAAAACAUUGGCCGUCAGAGAAGAACAAGACCAAAUUGGCGCCAUUUCGGAAGAUAUGCCGAAAAAUCCAUCCCCCCUUAAAUCUGGUGGAGUUGUUGUCACCAACUCGGAAGGCGAAGAGGAAGAGGAGGAUGAAGAGGAUGAGGACAUAUACGAUGGAGACGACGGAGAGGGGGAUUCUAACGAGGACUCUAGCUCAGAUUGUUCGUCAUCCGCCUCACCUAGCGAUUGGAAACUUCGUUGGCUUCAGAGAGAAUUUUUAACCGGAAGGGUACCCCGUCAGGUGAUAGCCAGCAUCAUACCACACUUUGCCACAGGACUAGCUGCGGACACAGAUGACUCAGUGCUGUGGGACUACCUGGUCCACCUGUUGAACGAGCCAAAGCGCCGGAAUAAACUUACAAAUGUCAAUACCUUCGACGAUGUUAUAGAUUUGGUUAAGAAAUCGGAAAAAAUCAUCGUGCUCACAGGAGCGGGCGUAUCUGUAUCCUGCGGCAUUCCCGACUUUCGUUCCACGAAUGGUAUAUACGCCAGAUUGGCUCAUGAUUUCCCGGAUCUACCCGAUCCGCAAGCCAUGUUUGAUAUCAAUUAUUUUAAGAGGGAUCCCCGGCCCUUCUACAAAUUCGCUCGCGAGAUAUAUCCUGGAGAAUUUCAACCUUCUCCAUGCCAUCGGUUCAUCAAAAUGCUGGAGACAAAAGGAAAGCUGCUGCGCAACUAUACACAGAACAUCGACACUUUGGAGAGAGUAGCCGGCAUUCAAAGGGUCAUCGAAUGCCACGGCUCGUUCUCAACAGCCUCGUGCACCAAGUGCAGGUUCAAGUGCAAUGCCGACGCUCUGCGGGCGGACAUAUUUGCCCAGCGCAUACCUGUAUGUCCCCAGUGCCAGCCAAACAAAAAGCAAAGCGUGGAUGCCUCUGUGGCCGUCACCGAGGAAGAGCUGCGCCAGCUUGUCGAGAACGGUAUUAUGAAGCCGGACAUCGUUUUCUUUGGAGAGGGUCUUCCGGAUGAGUACCAUACGGUUAUGGCCACCGAUAAGGAUGUGUGCGACCUACUUAUUGUGAUUGGUUCUUCACUUAAAGUCCGACCCGUGGCCCACAUCCCCAGUAGCAUUCCAGCGAAUGUGCCGCAGAUAUUAAUCAACCGGGAACAGCUUCACCACCUUAAGUUCGACGUGGAGCUGCUGGGCGACUCCGAUGUAAUUAUCAAUCAGAUUUGUCACCGUCUCUCAGAAGAUUCGGAGGAUUGCUGGCGGAAACUGUGCUGCGAUGAAACCGUUCUCGAAGAAAGCAAGGAGCUGAUACCAACGGAGCACUAUCACAACUAUCAUCACCACUAUCGACACUCCAGCUCUGAGAGCGAUAGUAAAUUGCAAAUAGAUACAGAUACACAAUCCGUGAAGUCUAAUGGAUCUACCGAUUAUAUUCUGGGCUCUGCUGGAACCUGCUCUGACUCUGGGUUCGAAUCUUCCAUAUUUACAAGAGGAAAGCGUUCCAGCGCCGCCGAAGCGGCCGCUAUUGAGAGAAUUAAAACCGACAUACUGGUAGAGUUAAACGAAACAACAGCACUUUGUUGUGAUCGGUUGGCAGGAGGAACGCAGCAAAGCACUGUGGAAAGCUAUCGGCAUCUAUCUAUCGAUUCCUCCAAAGACAGUGGGAUUGAACAGUGCGACAACGAGGCUUCCUCUAGCUACAAUGUGCGUCCCAGCAAUCUCGUGCAAGAAACUAAGAGGGUAGCGCCAAGUUUAACGCCAACGCCUCAGCAACGGGGAAAACGUCAGACCGCAGCAGAACGUCUCCAGCCGGGAACUUUCUACUCGCACACCAAUAACUAUUCGUAUGUGUUCCCGGGAGCUCAGGUUUUCUGGGACAAUGACUACUGCGACGAUGACGACGAGGAUGAGGAUGAGGCUAGAGCUAACAAAACAAACCAAGACCUUUUUGGAAAUAUGGUAGAGAAUUAUGAUGAUGAUGAUGUUGAUGAAGCAGAGGAAGCUUGCGAUCUGAAUGCCGUUCCCUUGUCGCCGUUGCUGCCGCCCUCGUUAGAAGCUCAUAUAGUCACCGAAAUAACCAGUGGAAAUAAUCGAGAAAUCGUGGCAACUGGCAACAGCAGUCCGGGGCAUAAGCGUGCCAGCUGCAUCCCUGCAUCUAAAAUCGAAACCGAAACGCAAACGGGGAUUCCUCCCGUGAAGAAAAGACGACCCAGCGGGGAUCGAUCGGAAGAGAGUCCGCCUUCUGCACAGUUGGAAGCUGUGUAAAUGUUAUUUAGCCCUGCUAGAACUUUAGUAUUUAUUUUAAAUUCAAUUUAAACAACAAAAAUUAACGCAAAGACAAAAACGUUACUGAGCUCGGAUAACACAAGAUUAGGAUCCGUUUCCAAUUUGAUUUUAAUAAAAGGUCUAUACAGACCAUAUAUAUUUUAUUAAACUCAAGGAAAUUCAUCAAAAUAGGACCAGCUACAAACCGGAAACUAGGUGUAAACCUUCAAUCCUCGUUCAGCUUAAUUCUAAUUGAAAUAUUUUGAAAGAGCUCUUGUAUGUUCAUUUUUGGCGUUAUUUAAAACAAAACACUCUGUAAAUGUUAGUAUUUUAUUACAUUAAGUUGUUAUUGAGGCCUUUUUAGAUAAAACUUGCACACAUAAGAUGAAAAUUGGAAAAUCCUUUUAAAAGCAGGACUUCUUUGUGUUCAACGAGAAGUAGCGCCUCAACUUUAAAGCUAGUUUUAAGUAUAAAAUAUUCAAAAAUAUGCAACUAAAAUCCUUUUAGAUUUAAUUAAGAACUAGACACAAGCACUGUAUAUAAGCAAACCCCAACGUGGUUCUGUAAAUGGUCUUUUUUCUACUUGUGUUAACUCUUUCUUUUAAUUUAUCUUUGAUCUAUCGGUUAUGGCAACAAUUUUUUCCAACAUUUAUAUACUCGCACCCACUUCAGAUUUGAUCAACAAGUUCAUUUAUUGGUGGUUAUACU
This is a messenger RNA of Drosophila bipectinata, 3609 nucleotides long. RefSeq names its product Sirtuin 1 (gene Sirt1). Lineage: Eukaryota; Metazoa; Arthropoda; Insecta; Diptera; Drosophilidae. The record is from RefSeq and is a predicted model, not a curated record. Gene Ontology annotation, molecular function: p53 binding; histone deacetylase activity, NAD-dependent; NAD+ binding. Gene Ontology annotation, biological process: negative regulation of DNA-templated transcription. Gene Ontology annotation, cellular component: nucleoplasm; nucleus; nuclear inner membrane.